Messenger RNA from Cololabis saira (Pacific saury), 2838 nucleotides. It is a transcript of the gene mthfr, whose product is annotated as methylenetetrahydrofolate reductase (NAD(P)H). The record is from RefSeq and is a predicted model, not a curated record. The coding region runs from base 359 to 2389 and encodes 676 amino acids. The transcript has 12 exons. Gene Ontology annotation, biological process: tetrahydrofolate interconversion. Gene Ontology annotation, cellular component: cytosol. Lineage: Eukaryota; Metazoa; Chordata; Actinopteri; Beloniformes; Belonidae. Gene Ontology annotation, molecular function: FAD binding; methylenetetrahydrofolate reductase [NAD(P)H] activity.
CACUGUUUCACACGCUGUAGCAGCCAGAUGUCUCGGGUUGUGGUUUGGGUUUUAAAUCAGUCGUUUGGGAGAUCCAGGGCGGCUUCGGCCGGCUGUCUUGCACCAAACGCACCGGAGUGCGGUCCUGCUCGGUGUGCCGAGGGGGGGCCGGGAUCGCCUCGGUGUGUAACCUGUGACUGAGCAAACUGCGAGCUAGCGCUGCUGUGCUACCGUUGUUGUCCUGCACAUGUGAGCGCACGGAUGAGAUAUGCUGUCUGUAUAUUAGUUUAUCAACUCAAAGAAAUCCCCAUCACCUGCUGUGUUGCUGACUCCAGGAGGAGGAACCUGCUGCAAGGACGGAGGAGUGUUAUUUGUCAUCAUGGUGAACCAAGUGCAGCGUGUGGAUGGCAGCUGGCAGUCGUGCAAGAGCGACUCCAGCGGAGCCAGCAACAGCGGCGGGGAGAGCUCCAAGGAGAGCUCCCGGUCCUCCACGCCGGUGCUGGACGCCGACCGCACGGACCGGCUGCGGGACAAGAUGCGCAAGAGGAUGGAGUCCGGAGACCACUGGUUCUCCCUGGAGUUCUUCCCUCCGCGCACGGCCAGCGGCGCCGUCAACCUCAUCUCAAGAUUUGACCGUAUGGGCUCUGGAGGGCCCCUUUUCAUCGACAUAACGUGGCACCCGGCCGGGGACCCGGGCUCAGAUAAGGAGACUUCGUCCAUGAUGAUUGCCAGCACUGCAGUCAACUACUGCGGCCUGGAGAGCAUCCUCCACCUGACCUGCUGCAACCAGAGCAAAGAGAAGAUCACAGGCUACCUGGCCAAAGCCAAGCACCUGGGCCUCAAGAACAUCAUGGCUCUGAGAGGAGAUCCGAUGGGAACCGACUGGGAGGAAGAGGAGGGAGGCUUCAACUACGCCGUCGACCUGGUUAAACACAUCAGAUCAGAGUUCGAUGAAUACUUUGACAUCUGUGUAGCUGGCUACCCCACGGGCCACCCUGAGGCGGAGAGCUACGAGGAAGAUCUCAGGCACCUGAAGGAGAAGGUGGAUGCUGGAGCAGACUUCGUCAUCACGCAGCUGUUUUUCCGAGCCGACACGUUUCUCAAGUUCCAGGACGACUGCAGGGCGAUCGGUAUCACGUGCCCCAUCCUACCUGGCAUCUUCCCCAUUCAGGGUUACCAGUCUCUACGGCAGCUGGUCAAGCUGUCGAAGCUCGAGGUUCCAGAGGAGAUCACCAAAGUCAUCGAGCCCAUCAAAGACAACGACGCUGCGAUCCGUAACUACGGUAUCCAUCAGGCCGUGGAGAUGUGCCGCGUGCUGCUGGACAGCGGGAAAGUACCAGGCCUCCACUUCUACACGCUGAACCGAGAGGUUGCGACCAUGGAGGUGCUCCGUCACCUGGGCAUCUGGAAGGAAGACCCCCGGCGGCCUCUUCCCUGGGCGACGAGCGCCAAUCCCAAGCGGAAGGUGGAGGACGUCCGGCCCAUCUUCUGGGCCUCCAGGCCCAAGAGCUACAUCUACCGGACCCAGGACUGGGACGACUUCCCCAACGGCAGAUGGGGAAACUCUUCGUCUCCAGCGUUUGGCGAGUUAAACGACUACUACCUGUUCUACUUGAAGAGCAAGUCGUCCAAGGAAGCGCUUCUGCAAAUGUGGGGCGAGGAGCUGAUGAACGAGGAGAGCGUCUUCGAGGUCUUCACCUGCUACAUCACCGCCCAGCCCAACCGAAACGGACAAAAGGUGAUGUGUUUGCCCUGGAACGACGAGCCUCUGGCCCAGGAGACCAACCUGCUGAAGGAUCAGCUGGAAAAGGUCAACAGGCGAGGAGUGCUCACCAUCAACUCUCAGCCAAACAUCAACGGAAAGUCAUCCACGGACCCCAUCGUGGGCUGGGGCCCCCCAGGGGGCUACGUCUUUCAGAAGGCUUACCUGGAGUUCUUCACCUCCAGUGAGAACGUGACCGCCCUCCUGACGGUGCUGAAGAAAUACGAGCCCCGUGUCAACUACCACAUCGUCAAUGUUCACGGACGGAACCUGACCAAUGCGCACGAGAUGCAGCCGAAUGCCGUGACGUGGGGGAUCUUCCCGGGCAGGGAGAUCGUGCAGCCCACCGUGGUGGAUCCAGUCAGCUUCAUGUACUGGAAGGACGAGGCCUUCGCGUUGUGGAUUGAGCAGUGGGCCAAACUCUACGAGGACGAGUCCCCCUCACGGAUGAUAAUCAAGUACAUCCAUGACAACUACUUCCUGGUCAAUCUGGUGGACAACGACUUUCCUCUGGACAGCUGUCUGUGGGAGGUCAUCGACGACAUGUUUGAGCUCCUCGACGCUCCUCCAGAGCCGCUCGGCCUCGGGCCCCUCGGCAUCGAGCCGCUCGGCAUUGAGCCGCUCGGCAACCAGCCGCUUCCCGAAUAAACUCUAUCCAAUGCUAUAAACUAUAUUCAUUUCAGACUAUAUUUUUAGGACGCAAAAAACCUGAUGUAAUGGUUUCUUUUUUAAUGUAUUUUUAUAAAAAAGUGCCUUUUAAUAAGCUCAAGUGAAAACUAUUUAACUAUGUUUUUUAAACUUUUUUACAUAGAUGUGUGCAUAUAUUUUGUGUGAAACAUUGUGGAAACAUAAAUGUGUGCUGUCGGACACCAAGAAGAUGCAUGCGCCCAUCUUUCAGGACUUCUCUCCUGAAAAGCAGCGUCUUCUUCAGGUCUGAGCCAACGAACUGCUGCUGUUACAGCAUUAACCAACAACAAAGCAACCUCAGAAAAUCAGUUGUGAAAUGCCAUUUCUUUCAUUGUUUGUUUGUUUUUUUUAAGUUAUUUUUGUUAUUGAUUAAAAGCCCGAUUUUAAAAAUAUAUUGAUGAAUUCCAGCU